AUGGGAGGAGAAUCCAGUUUUUCAGCUGUUGCACCAGUAUUCGAUGGAGACAAUUAUCAAGUGUGGGAAGUUUGUAUGGAGACUUAUUUGGAGUCCUUGGAUCUUUGGGAAGAAUUAGAAGAGGAUUACGAGGUCCCUUUGCUUCCAGUAAAUUCUACUGUAGCACAAAUCAAAUUACAUAAGGAAAAGAAGACAAGGAAAUCAAAGGCGAAAGUUUGCCUAUUUGCCGCUGUAUCUCAAAUGAUCUUCAUGGAUUUCGAGUUGCAGAAGAUGAAGGAGUCUGAAUCAGUGAAAGAGUACUCUCACAUACUUCUCAACAUUGCCAACAAGGUGAGAUUGCUUGAUUCUAUAUUAAAUGAUUCCAGGAUCGUUGAAAAGACGCUAGUCACUCUUCCAGAGAAGUUUGAAGUCACCAUUACUACUCUAGAGAACACCAAAGACUUGUCAAAGAUUUCUCUUACACAGCUCUUGAAUGCUUUACAAGCACAAGAGCAAAGGAGGUCAAUGAGGCAAGAAGGGGUGAUUGAAGGUGCCUUACAUGUCAAGCAUUAA
Messenger RNA from Cucurbita moschata (crookneck pumpkin), 552 nucleotides. RefSeq lists its product as uncharacterized. The transcript is spliced from 2 exons. NCBI's taxonomy places the organism in Eukaryota, Viridiplantae, Streptophyta, Magnoliopsida, Cucurbitales, Cucurbitaceae. The record is from RefSeq and is a predicted model, not a curated record. The coding region runs from base 1 to 552 and encodes 183 amino acids.